AAGGACAGAAAGAUAACCAGACAGAAAAGAGAUGAUCAUUAGUCCAGUAUGUAAUGGAAUGCAAAUGCAAUCAUCAGCAAAGAAAAGCAAUACAAAACUACAAUGUGUCUCUACCUGCUCAGCUAUCACUGUUCUCACAACUUACCAAUCGAUAAUAUGGGAACUGCAAUUGUUGAUCAACCGUGGCAUAAUCCCCACUGAGAACAUGGAGGAAUCCCAGUGUGGCACAUCGAUCCGUGACCAUGUCAAGUAAUCCACCCAUGACGCUGCAUUGAUCGAGUUUCCGUGCCGCCAUUCCAUCAAACAAGUCACCGACAAAACUACCAAUAUAGAGCAGUACUGCCAACAGCCAAUAGGUGCUUCCAUCGAUGCACAUGAGUGCAAAGGCUGCCAAUGCCAUGAUCACUCGCGUGUAUCCAAUCAAGUUGGGGACGAACCAAAUCACAUCGUGGGCGGUAGUUGGUGUAGUAUUCGGCAUUGUUUUUAUAGUUUGGAACCGACUGCAAAAGUAAGUUGUGUAGGAUAGCAGCACAAAACCACGCUUCAAAAACGCCAGCUAGGAGAUAGUCGGAAGGUGGUAGCUCUUGAGAUCAGGAAAAAGUGGAUGCGGAAGGACCGUCUGUGAUCUGUGAUGAUGGGAAAUGAACAGAGUUUUUGGCGAACCUCAGAGUAGCAAUAAUAUUUUGCCAUGUUUAACAUGCUUGUGGUAGCUAGGAGGUCGUGAAAACCUGAACUCUACUGAUUUUAACACGAGCAAAUGUGGGUGCGACGAAGAAGCAGCAAGGCGACGAGGCGACGAACGUUCGAAAGCCGACAGCAACACAAUCACCUUCAUCGGCUUCUCGUGAAGAUAUUGCUUUGCGGACCAGCCAGCUACUGUAGUAGUGUAAAAAGAAUGGUGUUCCAAGGUCAAGAUGCAUGGCGGCGCCACCCCAAGUUCUUGAAUCUUUGGAAAGAUCCCUUGCCGGGCUUCAAAAAGGCGGUGAUCAUCUAUGGUGUCUACCUUGGAUUUGAAUAUGCCUAUCGAUUCAUGAACGCUCCACCUCGCAAAAGUCAGUUGCAGCAUUAGUCUUCCUAUGAUGAUGUUGUUCAACCUGGAACCAGUUGCAAUGUGCCAGGUAGUAUUUCUAUGUUAUUUCAGAGCAAGGAAAACCUUCUUUUGCGGCAGAGUGUGGUUAUAGAUAGGUAGCUAAAACUAGCUAGACCUUCUUCACUACGC
Messenger RNA from Seminavis robusta, 1219 nucleotides. NCBI's taxonomy places the organism in Eukaryota, Bacillariophyta, Bacillariophyceae, Naviculales, Naviculaceae. The record is from the annotation of a GenBank genome assembly.